AUGACCAGGAAGGUGUUCACCAACACCAGGGAGCGUUGGCGCCAGCACAACGUCAACACCGCCUUCGCCGAGCUCCGCAAGCUCAUCCCCACCCAUCCUCCGGAGAAGAAGCUGAGCAAGAACGAGAUCCUGCGCCUGGCCAUGCGCUACAUCAACUUCCUGGUGCAGCUGCUGGAGAGCCAGAGCGGCCAGCCGGCCAGCCACUCCCCCACCGCGCUGCUCACCUUCCUCAGAGGGAACAUGGAGCAGCUGCACUCCCCUCCUCACCCCUGGGCGCUGAACAGCGACACCGAAGCUCCGUCACCCGGAUCCAGCUGCGACAGCUCCGAGGCCUGGUAG
Messenger RNA from Stegastes partitus (bicolor damselfish), 339 nucleotides. It is a transcript of the gene tal2, whose product is annotated as T-cell acute lymphocytic leukemia 2. Gene Ontology annotation, biological process: regulation of transcription by RNA polymerase II. Gene Ontology annotation, molecular function: protein dimerization activity; RNA polymerase II cis-regulatory region sequence-specific DNA binding; DNA-binding transcription factor activity, RNA polymerase II-specific. The record is from RefSeq and is a predicted model, not a curated record. Bases 1 to 339 code for a protein of 112 amino acids. The transcript has a single exon. NCBI's taxonomy places the organism in Eukaryota, Metazoa, Chordata, Actinopteri, Pomacentridae.